GCUUUGGCAGUCAUCAACUUGCAUCAUACCAGUACAGGCCAGUCGACGACGUGUAAGAUGCGCUGGGCAGACUCGAAGCUCGCGGUGGCGCUACUUGUUCUCAUUCUGUCGCGCAGCGUGGACCGCGUCUACUACACGCGCAUUACGUUCGACUACAACGAAUUCCUGUGGUACUUCUCUAACAUCAUUUGCUCCAUUGCGUACCUUGUCAUAUUCUGGCCUGUGGUAUGGUACAAGAUGUGGUUCACCAACGAAAUCACGCCGGAAAUGACGUCGUUCCCGCACUACAAGUUUGCCAUCAUGGGUCUCUUCGACACGUUGUACAAUCUGCUCACAGCCUUCCCUACGCCGCACAUAGGGGGCAACAUGUCGAACGCGCUGGGCCAGCUCAACCUCCCAUUCAACAUGCUCCUCUCGGCCAUCCUACUCUCCACGCGAUACAAGCGAUCGCAUUACAUGGGCGCGGUACUCGUCCUGUACGGCGCACUGGUCACGAUGAUCCCUGUGUUCCGCGGCGAAACCGCGGCCAACAUGCCGGAUCCGUCCGUGUUUUGGAUCCUCUUUUACAUCAUCGCGUUGCUGCCUGGCGUGGGAUCCAACGUGUACAAAGAAAUCGGGUUGAAAGACGUGGACCUGGACAUUUGGUACGCCAAUGCAUGGAUCUGCACGUACCAGCUCCUGUGGGGGGCGUUUACGAUUUGGACCAUCCAGCUCCCUGCGUUUUCGGACCCGCCCGUGUCGUGGCAAGAGUUCCCUUCGUACAUUGCGCUAGCGCACAACUGUUUCCUCGGGUACCCCGUGACCUUCAACGGCUCUGACUUGCCCUGUGGCAAUGGCGUGUUCCUUACCUUCUUGUGGUACAUCCUGUUCAACUGCGUGUACAACCAAGUACGUUCAAUUCAACCAUCCGUUAUCUAGUGGUGGUACAAAUGUGCAAUGGGGAUGUGUUUGCUGAGUUUCUUGGCAGAUCAUGAUGUACGUGUUCAAGGAAGGCAGUUCGGUGCUGUUUGUCGUGUCGUCGGCCGUGUGCCUUCCGCUGACUGACAUGAUGUACAUGGUGCCGUUCCUGGCCGGGCCCAAGGCGUCCCAGACGUUCACCAUCUACGACGGGUUUGCGCUCUUCGUGCUCAUCAUGGGCAUGCUCGUGUACCACUCGGAGAAGGAGGAGCGCGGAGACGCGGCCACGCAGAAGUCGCCCAUGUUCUUGUCGCCUAGCAUGCGCAAGGCGCAGUUGAUGCGACGACGAAAGGCCAGACCUAUGACGACGUUCCGGUCUGCUGUGCUUAAGUACGGUACCGCCAAGGACACCAACAGUGUGGUCUAGUGUCAGCUACAUAAAUAGUACUAUAUCUGAACUAUCCUCAGAUGAUAAGUCCUGUAGCAGGCUACCGUGGACGAUUUUGGGAUAUUUGUGGAUACAAUGGAAUGGCUAUUAUACUGUAGUGGCC
Messenger RNA from Aphanomyces astaci, 1448 nucleotides. RefSeq lists its product as hypothetical. The transcript is spliced from 6 exons. The record is from RefSeq and is a predicted model, not a curated record. Lineage: Eukaryota; Oomycota; Saprolegniomycetes; Saprolegniales; Verrucalvaceae. The coding region runs from base 58 to 918 and encodes 286 amino acids.